AUGCUUGCAAUCUCAACUGCCCCUCAUGCAGUCCUCUUGGGGACUUGCUGCAUUUUAUAUUUUGUGGUAUAUCCCAUCAUUGUGUACUUCAGAGAUGCCAAAGGACUUCGAAAAUUCCCGAAUAUGACACCCCUGUCUGGAAUCACUUCCAUUCCAUUCAUGAUACUUGCUCAUGGGGGGGCCCGAUCAAUGCACCUUGUCCAGCUUCACAAGAAACAUCCUGUCAUCCGUACGGGACCCAACACUCUAUCGUACUCAGACCCUCGAGCUAUCAAAGACAUCUACGGACACAACACCAAGUGCAGCAAAGACGCUUCGUAUGUCCUGACCUCCGGGUCACACUUCCACCUUGCCGAUGUCAUCGACAAGCCAGACCAUGCAAGAAAACGCAAGGUCCUCUCAUCAGCAUAUGCUCUGAAGAAUCUAGAAGGUUGGGAGCAUAAAGUUGCCGAUAAGACGGCAAGAUUGAUCGCACACCUCGACAAGUGUUGCACAGCUCCACUAGCAAGUGACCGACGGAUUCCUGCUCCGGCGGAUUUGAAUGUGGAUUAUAGAGUCUGGACCAAUUUCUUUACUUUGGACGCCAUUGCCGACAUUGGCCUGUCGGAAAGACUGGGAUUCCUCGACAAUGGCCACGACAAGAUCACCGCUCGGAAGACGGAUGGCACGAAAUAUGAAUGCCACUUCCGCGACUGCUUGUACCAGAAUGCCCGCAAGCAAUCCCUCCUGGUCUGGCCUUACCAAUGGUACCCUUUCAUCAACAAAAUCUCAAACAUUAUACCCUUCUACGGCAGAAUGGGCAAAUUCGCCGCACAGUGGGAAGGCAUUCCUCUUGAGCUGGCCCAUCGUCGACUCGAACGAUAUCGCGCUGGAGAGAAGCUCGAUGAUAUUUUCCAAGCACUCAUGGAAGACAAGAAUGGAAACCCCAACAAUCUCGAAUGGGGUGAAAUUGUGGCGGAAGUGAGCAUCAUGAUGAAUGCUGGCAGCGCCACAACGGCAAUUGCCAUGUGCAAUGUGCUAUAUCAACUGUUGAAGAAUCCCGAGGCCAUGAAAAGGCUGGUCGAGGAGCUCGAUGCUGCAUUAGACGGCGAAGAAGAACAAGCCGUGGUGCCUUAUGACCGAGUGAAGCAUCUGCCCUAUCUCAGAGCAUGUUUGGACGAAUCCCUUCGGCUUUUCCCUCCCACUCCUCACGCACUACCGCGUGAAACACCCCCCGAAGGGCUCAGCAUCUUGGAUGAUUAUAUCCCUGGAGGCGUCUCGGUCGGGAUGUCUGCUCUGGUGGCCCACAGAAACGAGUCUAUCUUCCCCCAGGCUGACAAAUACAUCCCUGAGAGAUGGCUGGGGGAGGAAGGUAAGAAUCUUCAACCAUACUUCCUUGCAUUCUCCGCCGGUGCCCGCGGAUGUAUAGGCCGAAAUAUUUCAUACUUGGAGCAGACAGUGGUCCUGGCCUCCGUACUUCGUCGAUACGAGUUUGCUCUCCCUCAUCCGCAGUGGGAGAUUCAACGACUUGAGACGAUGAACUGGUUGUUAGGCGAGAUGCCCGUGAAGGUAUGGAGAAGAAAGGGAGUCUCAGCCUGA
Rhinocladiella mackenziei CBS 650.93 is the source of this 1578-nucleotide messenger RNA. RefSeq lists its product as uncharacterized. Gene Ontology annotation, molecular function: iron ion binding; monooxygenase activity; heme binding. The transcript is spliced from 2 exons. The record is from RefSeq and is a predicted model, not a curated record. Lineage: Eukaryota; Fungi; Ascomycota; Eurotiomycetes; Chaetothyriales; Herpotrichiellaceae. The coding region runs from base 1 to 1578 and encodes 525 amino acids.